GCGUCUUGUUUGUAGUUACUAUGGCUACCAGCCUUAAAUCAGUUCGUUAGCUGCGUUGCUAGCUCGCAUGAUAACUUCUUUUAGCGGCUGACAAAUCUGCGUUUUCUGUUCGCAAACAUUAUUCCUCGUCUUAAGCGUGAUUUUGGUUAUUUUAGAGAGGCGGAUAGAAAUGUGUCGCGACAGUUUUAUCCCCGCAAACGAGCUGUGUGAAUGAGGGUCACGGGGAAACCUGGAGCCUAUCCCAGGGAGCAUCAGGCACGAGGCGGUGUACACCCUGGACAGGGUGCCAAUUCUAAUCCAGAACAAAUCUGAGCCCCUGUGUUUAUCAGAUUGUGGAUACAUGAGUUCCAGUAGCUCUACAGAGAUGGGGGACGUCUUGGCGAAUGAAGCAGAUGUCCUACUGAUGAUCAGAGAAUACCUGAAGUUCUGUGAGCUGGAGGAAACAGUGACGACCUUUGAGAAGGAAUGCAAGAGCAAAGGAAAACCUGUGACAAAAGAACGCAGCCAUUUAGCUGAAGACUCCAAAACGCUAGCCAUACAGAAAGAUCGUCUGCAGAAAGAUCUGCUCAGCUCGUUUGAUGAUGGAGAGAUGAAGGUUUUCUUCAAGCUUUGGACAAAAAACAUACCCGCACACAUCCGUGACAGCGACCUCGCCGUGCAGAAACUGGAGUUCUACCUGCACGUUCACUUCAUCAUCUAUCCACUGAAGAACUCUGUUGGAAAGCAGGAUAAAGCUGAGUGUGAUGAGCAGAUCAGGCAUUUUAAGCACUUCUUGGAGACAAGAGGCGCAGCACUGAGCCAAACCACAGAGUUCCUGCCGUUUUACGCUCUGCCUUUCGUUCCCAACCCUGUAGCACAUCCGUCAUUCAAGGAGCUCUUCCAGGAUUCCUGGACUCAAGAUUUAAGAAAAAAUCUUGAAAAGGUUUUGGUCUCGACCCUGAAAGCAUCCGCUACACCGAGGCUGCUCGCAUUAUAUAGAGAGAGCACAAACAGCAACAGAGAGCACAUGAAGCAGCUAGCUGAAGCAAAGAAGCAGGUUUCAGCAUACAUAAAGAAGUUCAAUAAGAUCCAGUUUGAUCAUUACAACCUCAUCAGUGCAACUGCUGACCUGGUGGACACACUUGAGGCUACCGUCAAUGGGAAAAUGAUUUCCCCUGAGUAUCUGCAGAGUUUGUAUGCGCGCCUCUUCGGUGGACAGAUGAGCGAGAGUGUCGCUCAGAGCAUCGAUUUUACACGGCCUGGGACAGGAUAUUACUCUAUGUCUCCUUAUGAUGAUGGAUAUGCCUCGUCCAUGUUACGAGCGUCCAUUGCAGCACAGAGGAGUAAAGAUGUCCCACUGCUGCCUUCACUGGACUAUGACAAGCUGAAGAGGGAUCUGAUUAAUGGAUCGGACAGGCUGAAAGCUCUGCUGCUGCAGGCCCUGCGCUGGAGGUUGACCCGCUCAGUGCAGGGUGAGCAGAGAGACACGGUUCUCCAGGCUUUCAUCAGUAAUGACCUGUUAAAUUGCUACAGCACUAAACAGAAAUCUGUGGUUCACCUCAUCAAAUCGAAGAAUGAGACGGUGAGGCAGUACACAGCUCGCCUCAUUAACACCUUCGCCUCCCUGUCUGAGGGUCGUGUGUAUCUGUCUCAGUGUUCCUCUCUGCUGAAGCUAUUAACUGAAUGUUUGCAAUCGGAAGAGAAGGACUCUGUGACCAGAGAGAAAGUGUUGGGGGCACUGCAGAAACUCAGCCUCAGACGAGUCCAUCAGUCGUCUCUGAUCAGAUUGGGUCUGAUUGCAUGGUUGGUUGAUGAGCUGCAAGACUCUGACUCUUUAUCAGAUUACACAGUGGAAUAUGCUGUAACUCUUCUGAUGACUCUCUGUCUGCGCACACAGGGAAGAAGAAAAUGCACAGAAAAAGCCAAACAUGUACUAACGGUUCUGACUGACCUCUUAGGACAUGAAAACCACGAGAUCCGGUACUAUGUAAAUGGAGCUCUGUACAGUAUCCUGAGUGUCCCAACAUUACGACAAGAAGCCAAAGAAAUGAGUUUGGAGGAAAUUCUGCGCUGUUACAUGAAAGAGGAAAACGCUGAACUGAACAGACAGAUGGAGUUCAUCAUCAAACAGCUCAACUCCGAGGAGGCACCCAAAGAUGAGUUGGAGUCAGGGGAUGAAGAGGAGGAUGAAGAAGAUGAGGAGGAUGUGAUGGAGCCGGAUCUGGAUAAAGAGGAAGAUCUCCAGCCUCAGCCUAAAGAGCUCUAUGGAGAACAAUUACUGACCACAGAGUAUCUGGGAAUUAUGACCAACAUGGGCAAGGAGAAGAGAUUGAGCACACAUGCCUCUCAGAGCACAGAUGAGCCUCUCAGGAGACCUGUUACACCAAACUCUCAGAGAAACUCUGUAGCUGCCCCUGACAGACUCAACUCCUCCGUCACCUCUCGCCCAAGUACCAGUGACUUCAUCCGCCGUACACUGGAUUCCGUAUGGUGUUCAUCUCAGGAAUCUGUAGGAUCGGAGGUGAACACUCACUCGCACAGUGAUGUCACCAGCAGCUUCACUGGCCGACCCACAAGCCCACGUUCCACUGGUGCUGACGUAGGGGACAGGGUCCUGCCAAAACUCCGCCCACUUGGCCCUCAUUUCUCCCACAGAGAACCACAACAGAGCAUCAGCAAACUGAACAGCGCUACACACAAAUCAGACAGUGCCCAGUCUAACAGGAAGAGAAGCUCUGUUGAUGGACAUACAGCUUCCUGAAACCUCAUUCCUCCAUCUUAUCAGGCCAAGAUGGACGAGUGCAGGAGGAACAAAGCUUGUGUUUGUGGUGAGCGUGUUGUUUCAGGCAGACUGAUCCGCUGUGGAACCCAAAACCACAAUAACACCUUUAUCAUCAGCACCACAGACUCCGCUCCCUCACCUUCACUCUGCUCAGUCCUCAUGCUGCGGCGCUUUACACGUCACCUCAUCACUUUAAUAAAGGAAAUAUUUCAACUAUUGUGGAACUUUUUAAACCAAUUUGUUUAGGAUCCAAUGCUGUACUGCUUAUAUCCUAUUCUGUAUUUUUAUUUUUUCAUUAUUUUUUGGCUCACAGUUGAUUUUUUUUUUUUUAAUUGUUUAUUGUAUGAUGUACAUUUUCAUACUUAUUAGAUUAUCUACAGUAUGAAAGGUUUCCAUUUUUGUUCACAUUAUGCUGUUGAACAUGGUCAAAAUUAAAAUGUUCCCAAACAUCUGUGGACAUUUGAGUUUUGGCCAAACUGCCAUUUUCAAUAUCAAGAACAUAUCAAUUCCACCUUCAGUUCAUAUUCCUCACUGUAGAGGUGUUUUUAACAUUAAACAGCAUUUCAUUCGGACAUUAAUGACUUCAGUAGUUCAGUGAAUGUGUUCUGGGUUUGUUCAUCUUAAUUAAUGUCAAAUAAUAAUCGCAUUAUUUAUUAGGAAUCUUACUGUACAAUAACUUGCAUUUCAUCAACUAUUAUACAUUAAGCUGACAUUUUAAACAAUAAUUCUUAUUUAAGAUUCUCAUUAUUUAAGACAGAUCCAUGGUCAGUCAUAUGGGUCAAAUGCUUUUAGUCAAACUUCAUCAUGUUUGUGUUUGUGGUUUUAAAUCUCACUGUGUGAAGUGUAAAUGUAUUUUUGAUGGACGAAAGCUGUGAUAUUUUUGUGCUGUAAACAAGAUGAAUACAUUUAAUGUAAACAAA
Ictalurus punctatus (channel catfish) is the source of this 3681-nucleotide messenger RNA. RefSeq names its product lisH domain-containing protein ARMC9. The record is from RefSeq and is a predicted model, not a curated record. Gene Ontology annotation, biological process: cilium assembly. Bases 341 to 2740 code for a protein of 799 amino acids. The transcript is spliced from 27 exons. Lineage: Eukaryota; Metazoa; Chordata; Actinopteri; Siluriformes; Ictaluridae. Gene Ontology annotation, cellular component: centriole; ciliary tip; ciliary basal body. Gene Ontology annotation, molecular function: protein binding.